AGAAGAAAACCCUCCCUUCCGCUCCUAUCAUAUAUCAAUUAUAUUUUAUGAACUAGCCAUUACAUUCAUCAUCUUCUUCUGUCCAUACCUCCUUUUCUGAAUCAUAUAGCGCCACUCCUAAACACCUUUACCCUUUCUCUCUCUCUCUCUCUGCAACUUCUUAUUAUCUCAGGAAAGAAAGAAGAGAGGAGAGAAUAAGCUAAGGCAGCUGGCAAAAGGAAGAAUUGAAGAAUAAUGGGUAGAGCACCCUGCUGUGACAAAAAUAACGUGAAGAAAGGGCCAUGGUCGCCGGAAGAAGAUGCCAAGUUGAAGGCUUAUAUUGAAGAGCAUGGAACCGGUGGUAAUUGGAUUGCUUUGCCUCAGAAAAUUGGGCUUAAGAGAUGCGGGAAGAGUUGUCGUCUCCGAUGGCUGAACUAUCUCCGGCCGAACAUUAAGCACGGAGGGUUUUCAGAGGAAGAAGAUAACAUCAUAUGCAGCCUCUUUAUAAGCAUUGGGAGCAGGUGGUCUAUAAUCGCGGCGCAGCUCCCGGGAAGAACUGAUAACGAUAUAAAGAAUUACUGGAACACAAGGUUGAAGAAGAAGCUUUUCGGCAAGCAGCGGAGAGAGCACGGCCUCAAGGCCGGUAACGGUAACGUAGCCCGGCAAAAGCAGGCCGAAAUGAGAAAAGCCGCCGUCGCCGCCGCCGCGAGAGAAAACCCUAUGAUGAUGAUGAUGGCUCCUCUCGGCAACACUAACAACUCUCCUCCCUGGCCGGAGCUGCCGGUUCUGGACCCGAUUCGGUACCCCGCAGCCGACAACGAACCCGGUUUCAACGACCAUCACUCCAUUAGAAACCUGUUAAUCAAGCUUGGCGGGAAAUUCAGGGACGACAACGACGACGAUCUUAAGCAUAAAAACCUCGCAGCGUACCCCAUGGAAAAUCCGUCGCCUGUGCUCGUUCCGCCGCCCCCGCCGCCGCUCUAUCAACUCUCGUCUGCUCCGACAACCGACACCACCUUAAACUCCCCAUUCUCAAUCAAUGAAUACAACAUGGAAGCGGAACUUCGGAGCUUGCCAGGUGAGAACUGUUUCCCGGAGCAAAUCCCUUACACCGACAACACCAACAUCCCGCAGAAAAUGGACGGCCUGGAAUUCUUGUACGACAACAUGUUAAACAACAAUGGGAGACUCGGAAGCAGUAGCGGCGGAGCCAUGAUGGACUGGAGCGAGAUGAUGAGCUAUUGCAGCUUAGCAUUUGCUCCUCCAUUGUCAACUUACACAACUACUGCUGUUCAACCCGCCAAUGGUUUGCCGGCGGCGCAACCGCACUCCGCCGCGCUGUUUGACGGCGAGGAGCUCAUCAGCUACUCCGGGACGCCGCCGCAAUAGUAACCUUAAUUAAUUGCCAUUAUAUAUGUUCAUUUGUACAUUAAUUAUUACUUAGUGGGCACUGUAAAUUUUUCCUGUACGUGUUUAGUAUGUAUUAGAGCUGAUCA
This is a messenger RNA of Ipomoea nil (Japanese morning glory), 1475 nucleotides long. RefSeq lists its product as uncharacterized. The record is from RefSeq and is a predicted model, not a curated record. The coding region runs from base 235 to 1368 and encodes 377 amino acids. Lineage: Eukaryota; Viridiplantae; Streptophyta; Magnoliopsida; Solanales; Convolvulaceae. The transcript is spliced from 3 exons.